Gossypium raimondii (Peruvian cotton) is the source of this 1849-nucleotide messenger RNA. Its product is annotated as phytolongin Phyl1.1. The record is from RefSeq and is a predicted model, not a curated record. The transcript has 2 exons. NCBI's taxonomy places the organism in Eukaryota, Viridiplantae, Streptophyta, Magnoliopsida, Malvales, Malvaceae. The coding region runs from base 886 to 1716 and encodes 276 amino acids. Gene Ontology annotation, cellular component: membrane.
ACUUAAAUUCUCUUUCAAGUAUCAACUCCUCAAGGGCACUCUGGUCUUCUCUCAGUUCUUAAUUUCUCCAUGUAAAGCUUCAAUUCCACCCCCCCCCCCCAAAAAAAAAAAAGAUUUUUGAAGAUCAUUAUCGUUCACAGGUAUGAGGAACUUCAUUCUUGAAUUUGAGUACUUUGCCGAAGAUCUGUGUUGGUAUUUUUUCGAAGCUUUCGACAUUGUUGCUGAGGAAUUUAUUGCGUUCUUCCAGGUCUUAAUUUCCUUCCUUGAGUUCUUAUUUCAUCUCUUGUUUUGCCUCAUCUUGAUUGCUUAGAUUGUUGACGUAAUUCGGGUUUGAAAUCGAGAGUUUGUUCGUGUUAGUAAUUGAAAGGUUCGAGUCCUUUUCGUUGUGUUUUAAAACCUUGCUUGAGAGCUUUGUUCAUCUCGUUUGCCUCAUCUUGAUUGCUUGGAUUGUUGACGAAAUUCGGGUUUGAAAUCAAAAGCUUGUUUGAGUUAGUGGUCGAAAGGUCCAAGUCCUUUUUUCGAUCGUGUUUUAGCUUUGUUCAUCUUGUUUUGCCUCAUCUGGAUUGUUGAUGAAAUUUGGGUUUGAAACUAAAAGCUUAUUUGAGUUAGUAAGCGAAAGGUUCGAGUCCUUUCCAUUCGUGUUUUAGCUUUGUUCAUCUUGUUUUUCCUCAUAUGGAUUGCCUGGAUUGUUGACGAAAUUCGGGUUUGAAACGGAAAGCUCAUUCGAGUUAGUAAUUGAAAGGUUCAAGUCCUUUUUGAUUGUGUUGUAGUUCUGUUCAUCUUGUUUAGAUUGCCGUUGACGACUUUUUGGGAUUUCGAUAUCGAAUACUUAUUUGAUUUGGAGGAAGCUGAAGGUUUGAGUGUUUUUUUCCGGGUCUUGCUGUGAUGGGAUCAAUUCAGAAUACGGUUCAUUAUUGUUGUGUUUCGAAGGCUAACAGGACUCUAUAUGAAUAUAGUAGGGGAGAUCAUGAGAUUGAAAAUAUGGCUGCCUUGUGUUUAGAAAGGACUAUGUCAUUCCACAAAUGGUAUUUCGAGACUAUAGGUAAAUGGACUUUCGGGUUUUUAUUCGAAGACGGGUGUGUUUAUUUCGCGAUUGCCAAUAAAGCUGUCGAAAACCAUGGUGUGCUUCGGUUCCUACAGCACAUGAGAGAUGAAUUUAAAACCCUUGCUAGGAAAGGUUCGAGAAGUAGUUUCUCAGGUAUGAGUUCGAUCGGUGUCGAAGAGCAACUAGUCCCAGUUAUUCAGCGCUUGAUAACUUCUUUAGAGCAAGUUUCGCAUAGUGACAAUGACUGGAAAACCAAGGUUCCAGUAUCGGAUUAUCCAAGUCACUCCCCAUCUUCAAGCAAUAAAAAUGCCAAACUUGAAGCUGCUAGUUCCACGAAAGCCCCUUUGUUGGGAAAAUCAAGCAAGCAAGAGAAGAAAAAUAAGGAUCACAUAGUUGCAGUGAGAGACAUCGAGUUGGAAGAACAUCGGAAAUCAACAGAUAGAGUAAAAACUGAUUCAACCACAUUAGAUCCAAGUAACCAAAACGGAGCAAGUUCAUCAAUCACAUUACAAAAGGACUUGGGUUCGACAAGGAUCAGACCCGGAUCUCAAAACAUGCGUAAGAAAUGGUGUCGCCAAGUGCGUAUUGUUCUCGCCAUUGAUGUGGCUAUUUGUUUAGUAUUGUUAGUGAUUUGGCUGUCAAUUUGUAAUGGCAUAUCAUGCACCCGAUAAAUCAUAUUCCGAUUUCCAAUGCCACAGCCCCGGAGAUCGGAAGUCGGUAUGUAUUUCGAAAUUACUUAUGUAUAGUUUCGUGGUGCUUAUGUAAAUCUUUAUCAUAUUGUUUAUUUGAGUUUUUUUAGCACCA